This is a messenger RNA of Orbilia oligospora ATCC 24927, 1008 nucleotides long. RefSeq lists its product as uncharacterized. Bases 1 to 1008 code for a protein of 335 amino acids. NCBI's taxonomy places the organism in Eukaryota, Fungi, Ascomycota, Orbiliomycetes, Orbiliales, Orbiliaceae. Gene Ontology annotation, biological process: tubulin complex assembly; post-chaperonin tubulin folding pathway. The transcript is spliced from 2 exons. Gene Ontology annotation, molecular function: tubulin binding. The record is from RefSeq and is a predicted model, not a curated record. Gene Ontology annotation, cellular component: cytoplasm.
AUGGACGAAGAAGCAAUAGACCUCAAACCGAUCUUUCACAAAUCCUUCAACGAAAGUAUCCUCUCUCUCUCCUCCAAAAUCUCAAACCUUACUUCUGUACGAUCAUCACAACAACAAACCGCCAUCUCGGACGUUUUGUCCAAAAUCAGCGAGUUGACGUUGGAGCUCAAGGAUGCGUCGAAUUACCUUCCGGCGUACGAUCAGAAGGUUUACUCUGAGCAACUAAAGGCGAUAACAGAAGAAUUGAACGUCGCCAGAAAAUCGGUGGCCCCGCGGAGUAAAUUCUCAUUCAAGAACCGACGGACAGGAUCCUCAGCGGCAUCAGCAUCAUCAGAUACAACCCCAGCUAUAUCCACCCCUCGAGAACCAGCACCAAUACCAUCAUCAUCGUCAACGUCAACGUCAACAUCAACAUCAUCAAACCUCCAAACAAUCUCCCUAACCUCCCUAACCUCAACCCACACCACCCCACCCCCACCAACCCCUCAAUCCACAAUCCUCUCUUUAUCCUCCCUAACAUCCUGCAUCAUAACCCCUCCCCCACCAUCUUCUUCCUCAAAUUAUUUCACAACAACAUCCAUAAAUACAAUAAAAUCUUCAAUCCUCAUCCUCCCCAAAAUCACAGGUCCAGCACACCUAACAUCUCUCAAAAACAGCGUGUUGGUAAUAUCAUGUCACCAGUUCAGAUUACACGACAGCAAUGAUCUAGAUGUUUAUUUGAGAUGUAGGAGUCGACCGAUUAUUGAAAGAUGUAAGGGAAUCAGAGUAUCCUUCCUUCCUGAGGUUUUAAAGACUGUUUUAGAUGGUGGUGAUAAUAAAGAAGAAGAUGAGGUAGAAGAGGAUAAAUGGAACCAAAUCGAUGAUUUUAAUUGGUUGAAAGAAGGUAGACCGUCUCCCAACUGGAGGGUUUUAGAAGAAGAAGAGAAGAUUGGGAGGGAGAUGUGGGAGAGGGUAUUAGAGGAUAACAGUGGAGUUGGGGAUGUGGGUAUUAGUGGACUUUUGCCAUAG